Aspergillus uvarum CBS 121591 is the source of this 692-nucleotide messenger RNA. RefSeq lists its product as uncharacterized. The record is from RefSeq and is a predicted model, not a curated record. The coding region runs from base 121 to 516 and encodes 131 amino acids. The transcript has a single exon. NCBI's taxonomy places the organism in Eukaryota, Fungi, Ascomycota, Eurotiomycetes, Eurotiales, Aspergillaceae.
CUCUUUCGAGCACUGAGGUCAGCAGCGUGUAUAGAGAAGUGGGCACCGAAAAUAGAGCGACGCUACGAGGUUCGGAACGGGCAUCAAUACUGUACAUAAGCCAACAGUACAUCGCGCAAUAUGACAUUAGUUUCUCGAACAACCUUGAUUCCAUGGCUAAAGACAGCUAAAGGGAACGAAAAUUUGUGGAAGGGGCAGAAGGCUCGCAACAGGAAGCGAUCGCGAGCCCUGGGUAAGGGAUCCCGGGAGCAGGGGAAAUGGAAGAAAAACGCGAAGGUGAACGCGAAGGUGAACGCGAAGGGCAAGCGAGAGGUGAACGCGAAGGGCAAGCGAAAGGUGGAGAAAGAGGAGAUAACUACCGAAACAGUCAAUGAGGAAGAAGAGGAGGGUCGGUAUAGACGGGCUGAUAGUCAGGAAAGUGUUGUGCACGAUGAUACUUUUUGCGGUUAUAGUGAAAACUCCGCGGAUCCCUUCAGGUAUGAACCGGGAGUUUGGAACGGACUAUUUAAGGGUUGAUUCAGGAUUUGACGGUAUUGAGUCAAUGGGCUUGAUACUCGGUCAGUAAUGCCCAUUUUGCACUGAGUGGUGAGCGAGGGGUUCUUUGAACGCGUUCAAAUGUUGUUCGACGCGUCUGGCGAAGUGUCUUUUUAUUGGUUGAACGCGAAGCGCACUUUAUCUGCUGCGGUGUCACA